UUAAAUUUAACAUUAUAAUAUUACAAAAUGAAAUCCCUAGUGUAAGAGCUGCAGAAAUUAUCUAGACUUCUUAUCAUCGGUCAACGGAAUCAAAUUAAAGGGUGAUGAAAUAAUGAAAGGCCAUUUGUGGCGAAGUUGUGGUCAAUCUUCUCCAAAGGCACUUUGCUUAUCUCUGAAGACAACCGAGGUAUAGGCAUGGGUGGUGAUACAAUCUCAAUCACUCCUGAGGAAUCUCGUGUUUCCCCUCUAUUGCCAUCAUCUCAAGCCCCUUCUUUCCUCAGCAUGAAGUUUUGUAAAGGAACACUUGUGAAUGAUGAGGAUGGGGCCGUGUUUGGGGAAUUCCCGCAAGAAACUGGUCAACUAUCUCCAGCUUCCUUGGACUUUGAAGCAGAACAGAGGAGGAGAAGUUACACACAAGUCUUGCACAGUUAUGAUGAGUUGCGUACUCGUCUUGGGAGUUUGAGUGAUGCGAAGAACAAAAUUUUGAGCUAUGUCCCUGGAGGAUGGAUUGAGAAUGCUGGGGGCAAAAGAUUGAGUGAUUAUGAUGUCCCAGAGACAAUAUCACUUAUUUUAAUUGGUCCUAAAGGUUCUGGAAAGAGCAGUCUGGUCAAUAGAAUUUCAAAGGUGUUCGAAGAUGACAAGUUUGCAUCAGAACGAGCCCAAGUAACAUAUAAUUCAUCUGUCGGAGAUGGAACCUACUUCCUUCAGGAAUAUAUGAUACCGAGGGAUUCAAAUUCUUUUUGUCUUUAUGAUACCCGCAGUUUGUCUGAUGACUCAUAUGAUAAUAUUAAUAUGAUAAAGCAUUGGAUUACCAAAGGAGUUCGUCACGGGGAACUUGUUAUCAGGAAAUCCGAUGAUUUAAAUUUAAGGAGCAGAAUGAAGUGCAAAGCUCGCAAUAAUGGUUGUCAUCCCGGUGAGGCCAAGAUGGUUAAUUUUUGCAUAUUUGUUGUUGAUGGACUUGCAGUUCUGAAAUCCAUGGAAGAUGAUGGUGAUGCAGAGAAGCAAUAUAACCAAAUAAUUAAAACAGCUUUCAACUGUCCCUACUUGUCAUUCAAAGAUGAUAAACCUGUUGUUGUAGUGACACAUGGUGAUUUACUUUCACUCACUGAUCGAGCUCGCAUCCGCAUUUAUCUAGGGGAGCUGCUGGGUGUACCACCUGUGAAACAAAUUUUUGACAUUCCAGAAAAUGAUGAUCCAGAAAAUGAGUUGGUAAUAGUUGAUAUGUUGCUCUACUGCCUUGAACAUGCUGAUAAAAAUCUUCCCCAUAAAAACUCUGCCAGGAACAAGGUUUUUCAUCUUUCUAUAUUGUCAUGGAAACAAGUUUUAAUAAUAGUGUUGGGGAUUGUCAUAUUAUCAUUCAAGCUACAACACCUGCCUAUUCAUCGUGCCCCAAAAUCAAAUCCUCAUUUGGAGUGGCGUACCAUCAGGCAUUUGUGGUUAGGAUAGGAUUACUGGCUUAUGCAUCUGGUAUCUACUGCUCCAUGUAAAUAAAUCCGACUGACUUGAAAGUGCCUUUAUUUCAAUAAGUGCAUGUUACCUGUAUGAAUUCCGAAUAAUCUUUUUCUUUUUAUAUAUAGACAUGAUCUUUAUAGCA
Mangifera indica (mango) is the source of this 1594-nucleotide messenger RNA. RefSeq lists its product as uncharacterized. The transcript is spliced from 9 exons. The record is from RefSeq and is a predicted model, not a curated record. Lineage: Eukaryota; Viridiplantae; Streptophyta; Magnoliopsida; Sapindales; Anacardiaceae. The coding region runs from base 196 to 1446 and encodes 416 amino acids.